CCUUCUAUUCUCACCCCCAAAUGGGGAGAGCGACUCAAAACAACACAUCAAAACCCUAAUUUCCAUGAAAAGCUGACCAAUCAGCAAGAACAAUUAUGGAUUUCUCAUCUCUCACAGAAGCUCAGCAACAACAGCUCCAACAGCUCCAACAACAAUUUCUGGAACACCAACGCCAACAACAACAACAGGAACAAGCCCAACAACAACAACAGCAGCAGCAAAUUCAAAACUAUGCUUCACAGUCCUAUGAUCCAUCUCAGGUUGUUCAAUCCUAUGAUCAAUCUUAUUAUCCAUAUUACCAAUACCAAGACCCACAACAAUCACAACACUCGCAACCACAACCACCGCAAUCGCAACAACAAUACGCCUAUUACCAAUCCGAUUCCACCAAUGAGUAUCAGCAACAGCCACAACAUCAACAUUAUUCACAGCCCGAAUUGGCACCGGUUCAUCCUCCGGGGGUUUCAAUUCCGCACGAAGCGCCGCCCCAAUCCGGUGAAUCUGGUGGCGCAGCGGCGGUUUCAGGGCAGGGGCAAGUUCAGGUGCAGCACCAGCAGAGUGCUUAUUAUCCGCAACAAGCGCCGCCGGUUGGGGAGCAGCAGAUUUCGGGAUACCCAGUUCCGGUCGGACUGAAUGCGGCCGCUGCAGCUGCCGUGGCAGCAUUGUCGCAAUUGACUCAAUUUGCUGGGACUAUGGAUGCCGCGGAGAGGGCGAUGGCGGGGUUUCAGGAGCGGCAGUGGCACGGAAGAGGUGGGGGAUAUGGGAUGAAGAUGGAUCCGGGGCCGAUGAUGGGGCCUGGGCCGAUGCAUCAUGGACGGGGGCCAAUGCAUCCGCCGGUUGGUCGGUCUCCAUACAGGGGUGGCGGUAGAAGGGGUGGUGGGCAAUUUAGAGGUGGUGGCCGGGGAAAUUUUGGCAAUCGCCCUCCCAGGUCAGGUGGCUUAGGGCCACCAUUCCGUGGGAAAGGACGUGGUCGGGGCAGGGGUGGUCCUAGGGGCUCUGCACCACAUGAUGCAACGUCAUCUUCCAAUCCAGAACCUUCAGCUGAAGAGGAAGAAUUAACAGAAGAGGCAGAACCUUCAGCUGAUAAUCAUGAAGAGGAACUCCAAGAUGCAGUACCUACUGAGACAUCUGCACUGGUGCAGGGAAGUGCAGUUCCUAACCGGCCACAUCCACAAGUUGCAUGGUGUGAAUUAUGUAGGGUUGAUUGCACUAGCUUGGAAAUCCUUGAGCAGCACAAGAAUGGAAAGCGACACAAAAAGAAUUUGCAAAGGUUUGAAGAGUUGAAAAGUGCUAGCAAACCUGUCACUGAGAAUGAGCAAAAACCUGUUUCUGAUUUGAAUCCUGAAGCGACUUUGCAGCCAGAAAAUGUCCGGGAGGGUGAAGAGAACAAGGAGACUCUGCCAGCAAAUUUACCAAAUGGAGGUGUUACCGAUGAAAAUAAAGUGGAGAAUGAACAGUCCAAUGUCCAAGCAAGGAGGCCUUCGAUGAAUCGCUUUGACAAUCAGAGGCGUGGAAUGAAACGGAAGAUGAGAGGUGGCCGUGGAGGGAAGCGCAUGAAAACUUCUGAUACACCAAGGUGGCCAGUUGAACCUCCUAAACCUAAAGUGGUGAUUCCCUUGAUCUGUGACUUGUGCAAUGUCAAGUGUGAUACACAGGAGGUUUUUGACCGCCAUCUCGCUGGUAAAAAACACAUUUCUAAGCUCAAACGAUUUGAAGGUCACCAAGCUAUGUAUGGGCCAAUGGGGCUUCAGGCUCUUUACCCUCCUAACCCUAUCGCGCAAAGUUUAUUACUUCCUCAAGGUCCUCAACAAGCUUUUUAUGGUCAUCAGGGCUCAUAUCCUCCUCCAGGGGCUUAUAUGCCUCCUCAAGCUCAUAAUGGAGCACCUGCUGCAACAUUUACAGGUUCUGGAUUGAAACAAGAUCCCAACCCUCAAGUGUCAGAAGCCAGCGCUCAAUUUGCUGGCCAGGAAGCUGUACCCAAAGCUCAGCCGCAGUCAGCCUUACAGACAAAAUCCGUAAAUGGUGCUCCGGAAUCUGAAGGCAUGGGUCUAAAUACUCCACUGGACUAUGUAGCUACAGAAGGGACUUGACAUGCAAACAAAUGAGCUAGCUGUGUGUGGGACAUGUUGCAGCAGAUUAUUUUGUGCCCUAUUUGGUUUCUCUGUGCAAAAAAUAACUUGUUUUUGGUUGUUUUCUUGGUCCUGUUGGUUUCAUAUGAUGGUUAUUAUUUUUUGUUUCCGGUGGUCAAUGUUCUACCUCGUGGUUUUAACUUAAUGAAAUGCCGACAAUUUUCUUUGAA
Molecule: messenger RNA, 2299 nt
Organism: Cornus florida
Lineage: Eukaryota; Viridiplantae; Streptophyta; Magnoliopsida; Cornales; Cornaceae
Exons: 3
Coding region: 96-2090 (664 amino acids)
Molecular function (GO): zinc ion binding; nucleic acid binding
Source: RefSeq, a predicted model, not a curated record